AUGAGCCUCGGGGCCCAGGUACCCGGAUGGCCAUCCGACCCUCCCGGGACCCGCGGCAGCGGCACCGAUGCAGGGCGGAGAGCGGCUACCAGAGAUACGGAGUUACAAAGCACACGGUCACUGUCAGUGUCACAAUACCGUCAUAUGGGUGUAGUAACGUUGUCAGUUACCACUGUACCCGCUUUUUCGGUGACUCCACCCCGCCACCUCGGGGCGCCGUGGCUGCUGCCGGCGGGAGGGGUGCUGGGAGGGCUACAAUCUGCAGGUGACGUAGCAUCACAGUAUCGGCAGAUGCCGUCAGAGGAUGUGCCAGACGCAACUGCUGCCUGGGUACUGCCUGGUUCCACAUUUUACUCUAGGGCUGUACUAGCCCCGCCACCACCGCCGCGGCAGCCCGGCAACCGAGCCUCCAGUGGCCGUGAGGCUGAGGCAGGGAACGGCAGUUCCGGGAGUCGCCGGGUGAUGCACAGUGUACGUUACGCCGCCUAA
Molecule: messenger RNA, 489 nt
Organism: Babesia ovata
Lineage: Eukaryota; Apicomplexa; Aconoidasida; Piroplasmida; Babesiidae
Product: fumarylacetoacetate hydrolase family protein, putative
Exons: 1
Coding region: 1-489 (162 amino acids)
Source: RefSeq, a predicted model, not a curated record